AUGGAUGCAAAGGCCGUAGGGUUCAUUGGUCUCGGAAACAUGGGGUUCUGGAUGGCGAUCAACUUGGCCAAAAAGCUUCCAGUCAAUUCCAAAGUUCAUGUGUUUGAUAUCGUUCAAACUCUCGUGGAUGAUAUCUGCGCGAAACAUCCGGAGAGCAUCAUAGGAUGCUCUAGUCCUAAGGAUGUUGCCGACAAAUCGGAUAUCAUAAUUACCAUGCUACCCGAAGGAAAGCACGUCAAGGCAGUUUACAUUGGACCUAAUGGAAUCUGCUCCAGCGACAUCGGACAGAAGCUUCUAAUCGACUGCUCGACCAUCGACACCGCAAGCUUUUUGGAGGUCAAGGACCACGUUACGAAGGUAUUUCCCUGCGCCUCAUUCUACGACGCCCCAGUGAGUGGUGGUGUUAUCGGAGCAGAGCGAGGAACAAUUGCAUUCUUCCUUGGGUGUGCUGAAGACAACAGCAAGGAUAUCCAAGAGCUCAGGGAAUUGUUCAGCCUGAUGGGUAACAAAGUCAUCCCAUGCGGUGGUCCGUCUCUCGGAAUCGCAGCCAAACUUUCCAAUAACUAUCUUUCCGGUAUCAUCGGCAUUGCUGCCUCGGAGGCCAUGGACAUGGGAAUGAAGUCCGGACUAGACCCACGAGUCCUGGCUCAGGUUUAUGCAGCUGGCACUGCUCAAAACACCAUAUGUGAUCGUUUCAACCCGGUACCCGGUAUUUAUCCUGAUGCGCCGUCCUCGAACGGGUAUCAGAAUGGUUUCAAGGUCCAUCUUAUGAAGAAGGAUAUUUCGUUGGCUUUGGACAUGGCCCGUCGCGUAGGAUCGACUAAUGUGCUGGGAAGUGUGGGGUUGCAGACAUACACAGAGGCCAGUGAGGAUGAGCGAUGCAAGGAUUUGGACUCACGGGUCGUAUUCCGGUACUUGGGUGGGAAUGAGAACUGGCAGCCUGAUAAUAAAAACGAGAAUUGA
Molecule: messenger RNA, 963 nt
Organism: Penicillium vulpinum
Lineage: Eukaryota; Fungi; Ascomycota; Eurotiomycetes; Eurotiales; Aspergillaceae
Exons: 2
Coding region: 1-963 (320 amino acids)
Biological process (GO): L-valine catabolic process
Cellular component (GO): mitochondrion
Molecular function (GO): NAD binding; 3-hydroxyisobutyrate dehydrogenase activity; NADP binding
Source: RefSeq, a predicted model, not a curated record